Messenger RNA from Mauremys mutica (yellowpond turtle), 2453 nucleotides. It is a transcript of the gene GLRA2, whose product is annotated as glycine receptor alpha 2. NCBI's taxonomy places the organism in Eukaryota, Metazoa, Chordata, Testudines, Geoemydidae. The record is from RefSeq and is a predicted model, not a curated record. Gene Ontology annotation, biological process: chloride transmembrane transport; signal transduction; regulation of membrane potential. Bases 126 to 1376 code for a protein of 416 amino acids. Gene Ontology annotation, molecular function: glycine binding; transmitter-gated monoatomic ion channel activity; transmembrane signaling receptor activity. The transcript has 10 exons. Gene Ontology annotation, cellular component: plasma membrane; synapse; neuron projection.
ACCAUGUAGGGGAGCAGGUGCCUUAAAGUCUGGCUUCGCCCCCAAAAGGCCCCCAUUUACACUGUGCAAACAGACUGACUUCACUGGGGCUCUCUGCAGGUGCAGCCACCUAUCCCACCUUAUGAAUGUUGCAGGACUGGGGCCAUAGAGUGUCCUCCAGUAAACGUUACUUGCAAUAUUUUUAUCAACAGUUUUGGAUCAGUCACAGAAACCACAAUGGUCCUCCUGUAAAUGUUACCUGCAACAUAUUUAUCAACAGCUUUGGUUCAAUAGCAGAAACUACAAUGGACUACAGAGUGAACAUCUUUUUGAGACAGCAGUGGAAUGACUCACGCCUGGCUUACAGUGAAUACCCUGAUGACUCCUUGGAUUUGGAUCCAUCUAUGUUGGACUCUAUUUGGAAGCCUGAUUUAUUCUUUGCCAAUGAGAAAGGUGCAAACUUCCAUGAUGUUACAACGGACAACAAGUUGCUGAGGAUUUCUAAGACUGGGAAAGUGCUAUACAGUAUCAGGCUAACAUUAACCUUAUCGUGUCCAAUGGACUUGAAGAAUUUUCCGAUGGAUGUGCAGACUUGUACAAUGCAACUAGAAAGCUUUGGGUACACUAUGAAUGAUCUGAUAUUUGAGUGGCUAAGUGAUGGUCCAGUGCAAGUUGCCGAAGGCUUAACCCUGCCACAAUUUAUUUUGAAAGAAGACAAGGAACUUGGUUAUUGCACAAAACACUACAACACCGGAAAGUUUACAUGCAUUGAAGUCAAGUUUCAUUUGGAACGUCAGAUGGGAUACUAUUUAAUCCAGAUGUACAUUCCUAGCCUGCUGAUCGUCAUUUUGUCCUGGGUUUCUUUCUGGAUCAACAUGGAUGCUGCUCCAGCCAGAGUCGCUUUGGGCAUCACUACAGUCUUGACAAUGACUACUCAGAGUUCAGGAUCUAGAGCUUCUCUUCCAAAAGUCUCCUAUGUAAAAGCUAUCGACAUCUGGAUGGCUGUGUGCCUUCUCUUUGUGUUUGCUGCAUUACUGGAAUAUGCAGCAGUCAACUUUGUUUCAAGGCAGCACAAGGAGUUUCUGAGGCUUAGAAGAAGACAAAAGAGACAAAACAAGGAAGAUGAUGUUACCCGUGACAGUCGAUUCAAUUUCAGUGGUUACGGGAUGGGUCACUGUCUCCAGGUCAAAGAUGGCACCGCAGUCAAGGCCACUCCUCCAAACCCCCCUCUGGCACCACCAAAGGAUUCAGAGUCCAUCAGAAAGAAGUUUGUUGACCGUGCAAAAAGGAUUGAUACAAUAUCCCGAGCUGCGUUCCCACUAGCCUUCCUCAUUUUCAAUAUCUUUUACUGGAUUACGUACAAAAUUAUACGGCAUGAAGAUAUUCACAAGAAAUAGGCAACUCUAUGGGGGUGCUGGGACUCUGUAGCCAAAGCGAUUUGCUUGUAAAUAAACAGUGAAAUGUCUUUCUGUCAUUUGGACUGAGGAUUUUUUUUCACCCAUGCUACUGAAGAGAAGACGACAAAAAAAUGGAACGGAAGAAAAAGCAUAGGAAAAAAGUGAUCAACAACAAAAGCAAGAUGCCGUGGGACCAUGCAAUACGGAUCCCCUUACAUACACUCAAUAUUGUUCUUCCAGAUUCUGCAUUGAUCAGACGUUCUUAAACAGGGCCAAAUUUUACUCAACAAUGUCACUAAGAUAUUGAAAAAAAUAAAAACAACAGACCAACCUGAAACACCUACUAUGGGACUGUAGUGGCUACAGUACAGUGAGUUAUAAGAGGACCAAACUUAUUCAGGAUAAUGCUGCCUUUCUAUUUGAAACAAGUCUACUGAGCUACAUUCCAUUCAAAUGUCUGUAGUUAGCAGUUCACCAAGAAGUCCUUUUGUGCGUUGUAACUUAUUUCUACUAACAGGGAAAAAUGAUUUAUACUUUAAUAUCCUUGUGGGUGUGUAUUUUAAUAUUAUCUUGCUUUAUUAGAAUUGUAAUUUUGGGGUCAAACUUGUGUAUUGUGCUAUUUAUUUGAUAGCUGACACUCAUAGAAACCAGUUAAACUGCCCAUUUUAUUUUUGUUCUAAGAGAGUGCACUUAUUUCAUUUCAUUUCUGCUGUUUUUACAUGCAACUUGAGGUGCCAAACUGUAUUUUACCUGUUGUGCUACCCUGUACCACACUAUUUAUUAAGAACUUGUUUCCUGGCUGGUGUAGCUCAGUUUAGCAUUGACUUUCUAUUUCUUUCCAUUACUGGUCUCAUUGUAGCUGCAACUGAUAGCUCUGUAGGUAAACACAACUUGUUUACAGACCUCUAAUUUGUAUCUUUACUCGAAGUGGCGAUCAUUUUAAAUAUCAUUGACUAACCUAAGAAUUUUAAAACUGUACUGUGAUUUUCAUAACCUGUUACCUUUUGGUGCCAGAGCUACGUGGUUCAAAUCCUUGCUACAUGUUUUAAAGUAGAAAAAAAUAAAAAUUGAAAUAAA